This is a messenger RNA of Paramuricea clavata, 21130 nucleotides long. Lineage: Eukaryota; Metazoa; Cnidaria; Anthozoa; Malacalcyonacea; Plexauridae. The record is from the annotation of a GenBank genome assembly.
CAUAGACAUAGUUCAGAUAACGAUAUAUGUUCCUCUUGGAGUAGGUAAUACAUAACAUUGGGCGUCAAUUUGCCUCGAAAAUCCUUAUGUAAAUAUAUAGCAUGACGGAUGUUGCGUUGCAAUACAACAAAUUAAGAUCAGCUCGCUUCCUUAAACGUUUAUUUUAAGAUUCAUCGAGAAGCCGACUUUGAAACAGUCUGGAAGUCUAGUGAAGUUUAAAGACAAGUAGCCCGUUGACAGAAGAUCAUUUUAAAGCGCUCAUAUACAUUCCAGUGACUGAUAGAAUUGAAGAAGACGAAGAAGAGUGAAUAUCAAAUAUUGAUUUUUACUUCAAUCAAGUAAGUUUGAUCGAUUGGUCAAGUAAAGCCAUCUUACAUCAUGUUAAUUUAAUUAAAAAACCUGAUUAGUGACUUCUACAUUUAAGCGGAAAUGAUCAUUUUAAUAUAAUGUUCUAAUUCUAUAAUAUACUAUACAUAUACGACAAUGCGAGUAGAGUAAAGGGUCUGAUAUUUAACUAGUAUAUACUCAAAUAUAAAGUCCAUUUGAUAUGUUUAUGUCGAUAUCUGUAGUGUUGGUCAAGACCCGAUAUAUUAAGCACAACUUACAGUCUCAUAUAUAAAUAGAUAUGUAUUAUAAUGAAAUUAAACAAAUGAAUAUUAUGGUCUAUAUUAAUAAUAUUAUAUGCCAUGGAAUAGGAACGAAAGUGCAGUAUAUAGGAAUAGGAUCGAAAGUGCAGUACUGCGCUGCACUAUAUAGCAUAUAUAGUGCAGCAGAUAGUAUAGAAUUGAGCAGCUCAAGAAACGAUGCACGCAGCACCUUGGAAUCUCGAUUAAGCGACUUUAAGUAUAUAAAAUCAGUAAAGUUUGAGUUCAUCAAUCAUGGAAUUACCGACUGAGUGAAGCUAGAUCUAGAGUUAAUUUAGGGGGGUUCAUAUUACCAUUACAUUAUAGGAAAGAUUCCCGAAGGGGGACUGUGUUUGUGUCAGUUUCUAGUCAUGCAUCUUCAACACAUAUAACAAAACGUAGGAUUUUUAAAUUUUUAUUGCUUCCUUACACGAGCGCUAUGCCUAUAUGAUGCAGAAUGCCGUCGAAAUUAGUUAUACGAAACUUAUAAAGCAAUUAUAAUCGAUGGCGAUGCAACUUUUACAGAAUUGGUCACAAACGAAACUUUCUAGAACUAUGUCUAUGUCUAUAGUGAGCCCUUUAAUUAAACACACAUAAUUUAUGUCCUGUAGCUGGUCAUUCAUGGUUAACAGCAAAAAUAAGGUAAGAUUGCUAUACAAACAUUUAUUUCGCAGAGUUUGAUUUCCGUUGAUUUUACGUUGGCGUUCUCCAUACUUUAAAUUGCAUAAUAAUGCUUCUUAAAGAAUAAAAAGAACAUUUUUAAAAUACAUGGAAUUGUUAUGGGCAAUUUAGGAAAUCCAUACAUAUCAUCUGUGAUAUGGUAUAGCGUAAUGGUAUCGCCAAUGUGCGAUACAGUAUAUGACCCCGCGUAUAAGAAUCUAGAUUUUAACUGACCUGUUAGGCUAAAAUUGCUUAUUUAGGCCCCUUUUAUCAUGCACAAGAACCUGUUUAGGCUAAAAUUUCAAACAGGUUGUUAUUUUAUUUUUAUCACUCUAAGAGUUGAAACAAAACAUUUAUAUAAAUCAAAGAAAAUAAACUCUUCACAAAGACAAAGUAAUGAAAAUGACCCCAGAAGUCAGAAUCCUGCCGGGAUAUGCAUGUCAUAACAUAUAUAAUAAUUAAACAACAUGCAUGUCUGUAUGCAUGCCGACAUCAACAGAAAAUAACUGUAUCCACAUCAACGGCGAAACUGAGUCCCUUUUUUUCUUUAGAAAAUAAGAACAUAUUAAGAACCUGUUUAGCCUAUAUAUAAUUUCACCGAUAAGCACCAUUUAUAUAUAGAUUUAAAAAUAAGAACCUAUUCAGAACCUGUUUAGCCUAAUUUCACCGAUAAGCACCAUUUAUAUAUAGAUUUAAAAAUAAGAACCUAUUCAGAACCUGUUUAGCCUAAUUUCACCGAUAAGCACCAUUUAAUAUACGAACCUGUUAUAGUAGAUUCUUAUGUACGCGCGGGGUCUUAUACUGUAUGGUAUCAAAGUCAUGAAACAGAAUUCCUUUAAUCAAAUUAAGUAUAUGUCAGUUUCUAGCAAUUCUCGUACACGUACGAGAUCUACACUAAUGCCGGUUUUUGUGCCUUUUGUCGUAUACUGGCUUAAAUAUAUCGUGUUUCUAAAGCCUAUAAUCUAUAUAUAGCAGUUAUAUAUAGUAUCAAAGUUUCUGUGAUCACAGUAGGAAUUUUGCUUAGGUAAAUUCUACGUUUUGAAGGAUUUGUAAGAAAUGUUUGAGGGAACUCAAUCAUUUCUUACAAAUCCUUCAAAACAUAGAAUUUACCUAUGCAAAUUUUGAUUAUGCAUCAGUGCAUGUGAUCACAUAACUUUGAUAAUGUAAACUACAGAUGGAAUUGAUAUGAAAAACUGAUAGCAUCAGAGGGGUCUUUUUACAGGGACUCGAUAUACUGAUACCAGUGUUUUUACAGGGCUCCGGUACUGAUACCAGUAUUGUUAUCCUGAAGGAAUUACCCUGUAUAUAAAUAAAAUUGUAUCUAUCUUAUAUCAACAGGGAUCAGAGGGCUGAUAUCGCAAGGCACGCGAUCACGGUAUAGGUUUACACGCUGCGAUUUUUCGUGUCUGACGCCACAAAUCAAUCCCUCUGGACCCUCUUAAUUCAGUUUAGUUUAUGGCGAAACGUGAAAUGCAACCACUUCACGCGUGCUUAUUCGAUUACACACGUCAGAAUACGGGAUCGUACACGACAAAUCGCAUGCAGCAUGGAAACGCGCCCUUCAGCCGGUUUUCCAGGCAGGAUUUUGCGCGCGGAGUGGAAUUUUUCUUUGCCUUGUGAUUUCUCAGGUACUUAAGGCGGUUUUCCACUAGGCGAAAUUUUUCGACCGAAUCGAAAUUUCUCUUUGUUUAUGAGCUCUCGAGCAGAACUAAUUGUAAAAAGACAAAGAGAAAUUUCGUUUCGGUCGAAAAAUUCCGCCUCGUGGAAUCCGGCCUUUAAGCCAGUUUUCCACCAGGCGGAAUUUUGCGCGCGGACCGGAUUUUUUCUUUGUCUUUUCCAAUUAGUUCCACCCGAGAAAUCACAAGACAAAGAAAAAUUCCGCUCCGCGCGCAAAAUUCCGCCUAUAGUGGAAAACCGGCUUUACUGUUUCGGCAGUUCCGCAAAAACAAACCACUUAAAAAGGUUCUAUUUGUUCGAACUGAAAAUCCUGCGGUGAGCUGUGUCUGACGUCGUGAAUAUAGGGGGCCACAUGAAGGGCAGACAUGAAACUGGCCGAAUUUUCACGCUAACCGCAUACGAUUUCCCGUGUGAACAAUCAGACUCUAAAGCCCUUUUGCGGAAGGGUAAGGCGUGAUCGCGUGCCGAACGAUAUUAGACUCCCGAUCCUUGUUGACAAAAUCUUCGCGUGUUUAAGCUCCUAUUAAGAUUGUAAUCUGCAAUACUGCGCAAAUGGUUUUGAAUAUAAACCUUUACUUAUCUGGAUGGAAGCUUAACUGCAUGGCAUGCAAAUUCCCAUCCCGCAUGCAUUGUCGAUAAGUGUGGUUUUUUCUGAAGAUGUAUAUGCGUGAUUUAAAUCAGCUAGUGAUAUCCCCCUUCGAUCGAACCAUUUAGAUUUAAGGAGGGGGCAUUGGGGGGUACUCAAUACCGUAAUACCGCAAGCAAAUUUUGUCAAUUACCGCAGCUUUUGAGUCCAAAUUGUAAAUACCGUGUACCGCAAGAUUUCCAAUAUCGUAAUACCGCAAUUUUUCAAGGAAAAUACCGAAAUACCGUAAGAAAAAUAAGCUAAUACCGCCAUACCGUAAAUCCCAAUGUCCCCCUCUUUAAUUAAUAUAUAGAAACUACACAGUCGUUAUUUUGUGAAACAUUUAACCCCCCCCCCCUCCCCCUCAUUCAAUAACUAUGGUUCUACUCAACAUUGUGUUAUAUGGGGGGGGGGGGGGGUGCUAUUGCUACGUUUGUAUAUUAACUAAGAAAAAAAUGGCUUUUGAAAAAUAUACUCCCAUUUCUGCAAAAAGCCUCUCCUAUAACUGUUUAUUCUUUUUUUAAAACUGAAAAACUCCAUAAUUCAUGAGGAAAAGACAAAUUAGGAAUCACUGCCGUGUUGGGGUUUUAUAUGUGAUAAAAAUCGUGUUAAUUUAUGUAAACUUUAACUUGGAUUUUCUCGGCUUAGACAACGUUUAUUUUAAAAAUAGCUUCGCCAAUGUAUACUCAAUAUCAGAUGUGCCGGUUUUUAAGCCAUUUAAAAAAUUCGCAGUCUGUGCCUUAUCAGAUAUGAAACACUCGAGCUGCGCUCUCUCGUGUUUUACAUCUGCAGAUAAAGCACUCCGGCUCGUGUUUUAAACAGUACUUAAACGGUUUCACAUGCAUGACAUUUAUGUUUAUAGCCGUCAUUAAUCUUAAUGUAUAUUUUCACCUGCGGUUUCGAAACUCAAAAAAAAAUGUCAGCAGCAGGGCGCCUCAAAACCCUGUAGGCCCUAUAGUCUGUUAUGAAAAUAAAAAUAAUAACGAAAAUUUUCGAGUGCUUUCUGUAGCUAGAUAUAAGAUAUUGCGGUUGGUUUGGUUGGCGCUGGAAAACUACAAAAGCAGUUUUUUCGAUUAUUUAUAUCGCUAUAAGGCAAGACUAAUUCCUUGGGUUUUGUUGUGCCUGUGUAUGCAUCUACAAAAAUGUAAAAUGGCUAGCAAGGUCAGUAUACAACAGGAAUUAAUAGAGUAUGGAUAUGGAAAGAAAGCGUUUACUCUUGUAGAAGCACGCGCCUAAAUGUUUAAGAGCUAUGUCUUCUAUGUCGGCUUAUUUACGACGAAAAGCGCGUGUUGUAUGACAAACAAACUAAAAUCCUCUUACAGUAUUAGUUAAGUCGUAAGGUGGGGAAUUUCUUUGCCGUAUCCUUCUUGCGACAAGUAGAAGUUAUACCGAAUUUUCUUUACGAAAUGCUACAGCAAAAACCUGACGCACGAACACCUUGUCAAACGUCAAUUAGUGCAUGUUAACGGAAAUGGCAAGAAAAUGUCUGCCAAUUAAUAGGAGUAAAUACGCAGGAAAGGAAAAGCGUUAAUAUAUACUACAGUUAGGAAACGGCUAAAGGUUUAAUAAGAUCGGCAAUUUCAUCGCUUUUCCCAUGUGACAAGAAAAAGUUACACUGAGUUUACACUCUUGUAAUUGUCUGUUCACUUUUUGCUUCAUAGAGCUUCGCGAAGACAAUGCUAUUUCCAGUCUUCCGAGUACAAGCGGUCAGUAUAUUAUAUUGGACAUCGCGGUGUCGUUUGCGUGUAUACACAUCGUCGUUCUCAGGGCUGCUCAGCUUUAUUACGUGGGGUAGACCCUUGUGAUAACCGGAUUACCGCUAUAUGUUAUAAUCUAGAUAAGCUUCUGAUAGAUUGAAAUUUACAAUAUCCCACUGUAUAACUUUAAUUCACUAAUAAUACUUUAAAUAUUUUCAACAAAUGCAAUACAUCCGAAACCCAAUUUCUAUUUCAUUUUCUAUCUUCCAAAAUAAUUGGGUCAUAUAUUAUAUAUAUAUAUUAUAUUAGACCGGUGUUCUUAUAAUUUUGAAAGUCAACUAUUCAUCUAGUAGUAUAUCGCAGCAAUUAUCAGAAAUUCUAAUUAUAUCACAACUUAUGCAUAUGCCAUACAUAUAUAUGCUGUUCGAUCGUGCUGGGAGAUGUCACAACACGCUGUUAUGAUCUGAAAGUUUGGCUUGUCUAUACGCCGAAUAUAACGCUGACAUAGUAUAUAGUUUUGCCGAGUUUCAGUAAGUGGAGUAAUCCGGCAUAUACUUGACAGGAUAACUGUGGCAAAAGUUGGAAAAGAGAGCACACUGUAUGUGUAUGUAUACUAUAGAGUAAUAUUAGCUUUACCGAGUGCAUGAGUGGAGUUCUAUUUUCAACUUGACAAACUGUGUCUGCGGGAAAAGUACUGAAAAAUGAAACACACCGCAUGUAUGUCGGCUGUUGUCUGUACUUUUUUCUUUAUAAUUCUUUAUAUUCACAUGCACUUUUGGAACAUUCAUGCACAUUAAUACAGAAAUUUACAUAGAUUACACAAACAUAAAUACAUAGGUUAUAUAUACAAGUAGCUACUAGCUAGAGUAUUUGGCUGGGUAUAAUUGUGGCUGUAGUUGGAUGAGAGAACACACUGUAUAUGUAUUAUAUACUAGAAUAAUAUUCAGUAUAGUUUACUGACUGAGUGCGGUUUUAUUUAUAUAUAUAACUUGACAAGCUGUGUCUGUGCCGGGAAAAGUACUAAAAAAGAAAACACAUCGUAUUAUUGUAGGCCGUGUCUGCAUGUAUAUACAAAUAAACGGCCAAUUUAAGAAAACUUGAAGAAUUCACUAUCAGCUGGAUAAUAGCGCUAUCUGGCCUUGAAGGGCCCUGAAGGACAACUUCAUGCCGCAUACGUUUAUAGGAUGCAUUUACUACUUCAAAAGGUUCGACCGAAGACCUUUCAUCUGGCCUUUCAUCUAGCGUUUUAUAUAUAUAUAUAUAUAUAUAUAUAUAUAUAUAUAUAUAUAUAUAUAUAUAUAUAUAUAUAUAUAUAUAUAUAUAUAUAUAUAUAUAUAUAUAUUUAUAUAUAUUUAUAUAUAUUUAUAUAUAUUUAUAUAUAUUUAUUUAUAUAUAUACUUAUUUAUAUAUAUAUUUAUUUAUAUAUAUACUUAUUUAUAUAUAUAUUUAUUUAUAUAUAUAUUUAUUUAUAUAUAUAUAUAUAUAUAUACAUAUACAUAUAUAUACAUAUACAUAUACAUAUACAUAUACAUAUACAUAUACAUAUACAUAUACAUAUACAUUAUACAUAUACAUUAUAUAUAUAUUUAUAUAUAUAUUUAUAUAUAUAUAUUUAUAUAUAUAUAUAUUUAUAUAUAUAUAUAUUUAUAUAUAUAUAUAUUUAUAUAUAUAUAUAUAUAUAUAUUUAUAUAUAAGAACAGCGCUGAAAAAAUUGUAUAAGAACAAUGUCAUACGGCUAAUAUAAGAAAUAGAAUGAAACCAAGCUCUUUAUACCAGAAUGAAAAUUUACAGAUGAUAUCAGUACAUGGGUAUAGUCCUAUAGGUUGGCCAUAAUCAAACGUUGGUUGAAUCAACGGUUCAAUGCUGCGCCCGUCUGCUUUGCGUCAUCUAUAGAUGCAAACAAAUCGAGUUUUUAAGAAGCCAUCCGUAUGCGGCUCUGUCUUGAAAGAGUUGCCGCCUUUGCAAUCAUAAAGUAAUUAUAAUGAACAUGCAUGGCUUGCAUGCAUGUAUAAGUAAAAUGUGAGACGAAUUUCGAGCAAUUUAUGUCUAAUUAGCGGCCUUUUCCUACCUGCCGCGAAAAUUUAAUGGGAAAUACAUAACGUACUGUGAUUCCUUAACACAAAACGUAUCGGUUCUAAUCACUGAUUAGUACAGAUCGGAGGUUCUAAUGUGAUAAAAUUUGCCCUUGUAAAAACAUGUAUUAUAUAUGUCCCGCACUGAUAAUUCAAUAAGAGCUAAUGAAUUGAUACAAAUAUAGAGCUCUACCUUUGCCGAAAUCAGAUGCAAGCAGAGAUCGUAGUCUCAAAUAAAAAAAAAAAACACCAAAAGAUUUUCAAAGUAUUUUUCUGCUUAUUUUCAAAGACUUUCAAAAACCUUUGAGAGCUAGCAAUCAGCUGUUGAAAAAUUAAGAUUGUAUAUAUGAGCGCCAUUUUUAUACCCAGUAAUUAGUCCAUAAAAUACGCCUUCGAUUGUGAAAAUGUUGCUGCGAUUGAUCUAUAUUUUAUUAGCUGAGGAAUCGUAGAAAUCAAUAUUUACUAAGUCUAAGAAUUUCUUUAUUUACUAGUCUUUUAAAAUCUAUAAGGCUUUUAAAACGUUUCUGCAUUUUUUCCUAUACAAUUCAAAGACUUUUCAAAGACCUUAAAGACCAACAAAGCAACACUCUAUAUAAUUUAUUUGGGGGGCGUUCAUAUACUAUAGCGGUUUAGGUGGAUUCGAAAUGCCGUCCGUUAUAUUGGCCAAAUGUGGAUAACCGCAAGAUCGAUCUAAACCAGACCACCUCGAGAAGAUCGUUUCGGAUCAGUUCACGUUUUAUAAUCGGAGCUACUUUCUUGCUUAGCGCUGCAGCCUGGCAUCUUUUCCCGUUUAUUAACGGGUUAUCAAGAACCAGAAACACCGGACGCGAUUCGACAACACAGCGCGAUUUUUCGAUUUUCACUGGCCGAUAACUUUGAUCCUGGUUUAAGUUUUUCGAAUAUUUAUAACAUUUUCAGGUUAUUUGGGCUGUUUUACAAACUUUCAAACACUCAUUAAUAACCCAUAAGCUUAUUGGCAAACCAUGUCAACCAUAAUAUGUCACGUGCAGUGGCUUUAAACCUGAUAAAAUACUCCUAACUAGUAUUCUUUAUAUAAAGAAUACUAAUAUGGCAGUAUCUAUAGUUGUCGUGUCCUCAUUAGUAUUUUUUAUAUAAAGAAUACUAAUAAUUAGGCGGUAUAUCUAUUGAAUUUGUAGUCGUGUUUGAAGCAGUUUAAUAAACUCGUAGGUCGUGUUUUAUUAGGUCUAAAGCAGGACGCUUAUAUAUAAGCGCCCUGGUCUAAAGCCACUCGCGCUGCGCGCUUGUGUCUUUAAACCUAAUAAAACACUCCUGCUCGUUUAAACAGUACUUCAAAAACUGAAAAAUCGCGCCGCGUUGUCGAAUCGCGUCCGGUGUCUCGCGGCCUUUAUAGUUGAUUCGCUUAAUCCUUCGGUUAAUCUCGAGAACUCGAGAAGAUGAAAUAAACACACUCCGCAUAUAUUAACAUCUUGUAAACUCAAGAUAGGUUCGACAAUGACCUUGAGCUAAGGUCGAAAUCUUUAUACCUUGAAUUUUGUUAUCUUGUUUAAAUAGCACGAAUCUUGUGUGAUUAACGAUUCAGCCUGCAAACAGGCGCUUUCUAAGCUAUUUUAAAAUGAAACAGCCAAUGACAAUCAUAUUGGAUUAAUCUACUAUACUUGGUGUUGUUGGCAGGCUAAUCUUUAAAAGGGGGAACGGGGGAAUAUCUUGGGGAAUAUCAUAUUCCCCCCUUUUAAAGAUCUUUAAAAGGGGGAAUAUAUAUCGGGGAAUAUCAUGCAUAUUCGAGAUAUUACUCCUUUCAAAGAUAUUUAAAAAGGGGGAAUAUGAUACUCCCGAGAUAUUCCCCCAUUCCCCGAUUUUAAAGAUAGCCGCUGUGGGCAUAUAUAGAAAGAGGUUUCCACAAUUUCUGGUUCAUGGCAAAAAGCGAAUAUAUUGUCUAGAAAGCAGCUAGUAAUCACUGAUAUUAGCGUUGUUUUCAGAACAAGUGGAUGACUAAUGAAGUCAGUCUAAUAUAACUGUCUCAGUCAAUAAGUCAUUAGGGAGCUUUAGAUUUGACUACGAGUACGACUACGAGUACGAGAUUCGUCAAGCUAAACGCAGGCUGUAUGCUUACGCCAUCUCGUACUGACGCGAAAAAGUCGUAGCCGUCCCCAUCUGAGUACGAAAUUGUGCAGAAAUCUCGCAGUCCUCACGACGACGUUUCAAAAAAACAAAGAAAGUUGGCUUUUUUUUGUUUUCCAAAACUAAUUUGUAGCAUUUAUAUAGCGUUCAUCCGGCGCAAAUAAUUUAUUACUACUAAAUAUCUGGCCUGUUUUUAAUGUUAUGACUUAUUUACACGUUUUGUAGGGGGAUUUUAGUAUGCAGGAGAUUUAGUUUAUGAAACUUUUUCUCUCGUUGUUUGUUUACUGUUAUAAAAGCAACAUUUGAAUGGAAACGAAAACGACUACGGUAAUUUCCUCGCACGCGAUCAAAUCUCGUACUCGAUGUAGUCGUACUCGUAGUCAAAUCUAAAGCUCCCUAUUAGGAGAGGUGCGAGAAGCUACAUUUUUCAAGCACGACCAAAAAUUACACAGAAAAAAUGGCAAUGCCGCUGGGCAUUUAUUCAUGGCAUCGUGGGCUCAGUCAAUAAUUUUCGCGCGCUUUUAGUUUCGUAAGUUUAAAGUGUUCUAAAUAAUAUGCUUGAGUCACCUAAUAUUGGUUUUGGACCUAUAAACAUUUCUUAAUCUCAAAAUUCUACCAAUAAAUAAUAAACUGAAAACUUCGCCAACUAACACCGCGGAAAAACGUCUGCGCAUGCACCAAAUUAUGAAAAUAUGGCGGGGAAUUUGAAUAUCAAUUUCUAAAACAAAAACCGCCAUUUUGAGCCUUCGGAAACGUUCGGAACAGCUUCUCAUCAAGUUCGCAAUACUAUUACAGGUAAGGUGGACGCAUGCGCAGACGUUUUUCCGCGGUGUUUCGCCAACUAUAUCUUGAAAUAAUUUAGUAGAUCGCCUCAUUAAUAAUCUACGCAUGCUCAGUGAGCUCAUCCUAGGCGCAACUUCCGAUUGUGACAUUACUAAUCUCAUGCAUUAAUAAUAGUUUUAAUUAUUUUGUACCGUGCUGUAUGCAUAGUUUAUGUAAUACCCCCUCAAGGAAAUCAUCUGUAAUAGUUGGCUAUAGCACGAUUAAAUAGAUCCGUAUCAGUGCUGGAAUAUGUCUGGCCGCGCCAGUUUCCAGGAAAUGUUUAACAAAAUAUCUUCCAGGAAAUUUUCUUACAUCUUUUUGUCAUGCAAUUGACCACUUGUGUGAUAGACUAAAUUUUGAUCUAAACAAAAAUUUCAUCACAGCUUGAAAGAGCAUCACAAAAUUAGUAAUAUUCCAAAAUUUCGUUGCGAAAUGUUGUAAAAUGCGGAUAUUUAUAUAGCCUUUCGAAAUUUGCAAUUUUCAGUCAUUUUAGACUGAAAAUUGCAAACUUCGAAAGGGUAUAUUAUCCGCAUUUUACAAAUUUCGCAACGAAACUUUGGAAUAUUACUAAUCUUGUGAUGCUCUUUCAAGCUGUGAUGAAAUUUUUGUCUAGACUUGUUUAGAUCAAAAUUUAGUCUAUUACGCAAAUGGUCCGAAUUCUAUAUGCCAAAUAUUUUACUUAUUGUUUACAAAAGCGUUUUGCAAGUCGAGUUUGUCUUGUACCAUUGUAUCGUAUCGUAAAAAUUUAUUUCAAUACGCUAGCCUCAUCAACAUAACGUUGGUUUUUAUGAGGGGCGUCGUCAAUUUAUUUGCAAAGUAUUUACAAGAAAAUACGUAGAAACAAAGAAAAACUAUUUACAAGAGUGCAUGCUGAAUACAGGAGGUGUGACCCAUACAUUAACAUUAGUAACAGAAUCAAAGAUUAAUAUUUUGUUUGAAAAUAUGGAUUGAUCGUGCCUCUUUUGCUUCCCGAGAAAGGCUAUUCCAAAGCUUUGCCCCGCUGUAUUUAAAACUUUUUUUAGGAAUUCCCUUCUCGGUUUUGGGAGAGCUAAAUCAUGCAGUAUAGUAGCUAUUUCUUAAGUUAUAGUUCGCUUGCGUUAAACUACUCCCAAUAAAUGACUCUUUCAAGUUAGGAGCAGUAUAAUCGUUUAGAAUUUUAUACAGAAGAAUGCACUUCAUCUUCUGUCUUCUACUUUUUUAAAUUUUCCCAACCAAGAGUUUCAAGAACAACAGCAGAAUCAAUUUCGUAACUCGCCAGCAAUUAUUCUUGCCGCACGAUUUUGAAAAUUCUGACGUUUGUCAAGCAGUUGCAUAUGUGCCACAAGUGUCCCACAGUGGACAGUAAUCAAAAUAAGGCUGAAUCAUACGUUCUCUGAAAGCUACGUCAUGCACAGGAAGUAUAUUUGACUUAUACAGGAAAUUUUUAUUUCCGAAUUUUGCUGCCAAGAAGAGAAAUAUAUAUAAUUAUUUUCUGUAUAUGUAUAUUUUAUAGGUCUAUAAAUUUGACAGAAAAUAAAAAUAUAUUCACAAUCUCUAUUCGUAUAGAGCAAAUUCAUUCAAUGACAUUGGCAUUACCAUUUAGCCUUGGCGCUUGUGCGCGGUGUUUUGAUUAGAAUACGCCUCCCAAUCAAUUAAUACACAACUUAACUUAACAUCGAUCUAAGAUAAGACGAUGUAUAUGUCCAAGUUUAAAAGCUAAAAACCGUCAGUGCAAUUUGCAUCUUUAUAUAAAUGAAAUGCUCAUUCAAUAUCUUUCAAUUUGCAUAUCACAUCUGUAGCGAAAGUAAAUUACAUUUCAUGAAUAAUUUAAAUAAAAAAAAAUAAGUCUGCGCACAGAACCCGCGAGACAAUGCUAUAGUCGGUCGAGUAAAAUCCAUUAAAAUCAUUGGAACAUUCUUUUCAACAUAAUUAAAGUAUAAAGUCUGGGGGUUAAAGAUAAGUUAGUUCACAAGAGCAAAGGUCUGUAAGGCGUAAGUAAAAUUUAAUCUUUAUAUUAUAUAGAUUCAUGUACUUCUGUACACUAAUGCAUUAUACAGGAAAAAAACACAAAAACAUUAAUGCAUUAUACAGGAAAAAACACAAGGUACACGAAAAUAUAGGAAAUAUAUUACGUUAUUGUGUCUGCUUAUAUAUUGGCUAUUCCUUACUUGAACAUGACGUCACUAAGUGUCAUUAGGCGCCAUCUUGGUUGAUUUUAAAGUUUUGUCCAGCCGUUUACAUCGAAAUAGUUUAGUUACUUUAAUCAAUUUUUGGUUUGUUUUGAAAACAUCUUACUGUAUCAUGGAUAGUUUACGAUUUCUGGCACAAUACGACAAAGAAUGAAGAAUAUAGAUUUUUAGUUGCCACGAAAAUCAACCAAGUCCAAGACGACGUCGAUUGCGAAGGAGCAAUAAAUGCUUUAUUGUGUAAAUUAGUUGAAAUUUUAAGGCGUUUUUCCCAAAGGUGUAGGGUAAACCAAGAAUAUUUGCCUGUAUAUAAAACAAAUCAUUCAAAUUGCUAAAUUACGACGGCCCUAAAUUUAAGAAAAAUAUUUUGAGCGAUUAAAAUAAAAGCCUGAUCUUUAUGAACUAAUGUAGAUUAUUAAAAGUACAUAAAGACUUUUGAGUGCGCAAGGAAAAUUUAGAACUUUCAUGGUUUUUAUUAACCCAUGCAUAGAGCGCCAGCGCUCUCCCCUUGACAAAUAAAAUCGUCUGGCGUGAGACAGACAGUCUGGCCACAGAAUAAUCACGGUCUGGCGUUAGACUAGAAUUGUUCUUCGUCUUGUGAUUUCUCGGGUGGAACCAGUUAGAAAAGACGAAGAGAAUUCCGCUCCGCGCGCAAAAAUUGGGUUAAGAGCGAACCCUGAUUUUAAAAUGAGAUUGGUGAAUUAGCAAAGCUCGCGCUCCAUUGAAUAACUCAAGUUUGGGGGAUUGUUUGAAGCCUAUAGACGUAUCAUUAAUUGUUCUUGAAAGGCUUUUAAGCCAGAUUUCCAUUUUCAAUCGUAUCGUACCGAAACGUAGGCGUUUUUCUUUGUUUCCCGAGCACUAGUGUGGAACUAAUGACUUCGACACAUAAGAAAAUGCUAUACGGUACGUUACGACAUGGAUGAAGUGGAAAAUUGGCUUUAAAGGCUUAUCAAAACAUAGUCUUAUUCAAGAUCAUCAGAUACCCAGCUGCCAUUGUUAUUAUGUUUGCUAUCACUUUUAAACGCAUAUAUAUUGAAAGAAAGUCUUAUCACAAGUAUUCUUCCUUGCAGCCGUUAAACAUCGCAGUGGGUGGGAUAUAUAUGUAUACAUAUCCACUUGUGACGUAAUAUUCAUAUCCCCAAGAUGGCGGACAUUCGUCACAUAAAAUAUUUCAAGAAUUAUUUUUCGAUAAUUACGUCACGACUACACUGUUUUCAACUUAGGACCACCUUAAAUGGAAAGGAUUUCAAGUUUUUUCUCAUGGGCUAUGCACAGAGAAGCAGAACAUCCUUCUUCAACAUAUGCAUGAAAAAAAUUUUGAUCAAUAAAUAUGGAAAUAAGCAUUAACACGUUUUGUGUUAAAGCUUAUUUCCACAUUUAUUGGUCAAAACAAAGAAUUAUUUUUCAUGCAUGUUCUGAAGGAUGUUCUGCUUCUUAGCCCAUGAGAAAAAAACUUGAAAUCCUUUCCAUUUAAGGUGGUCCUAAGUUGAAAACAGUGUAGUUGUGACGUAAUUAUCGAAAGAGUGUAUUACUGUGAGCCCUUUUACCUAACCCACCCUGUCAACUUUCCCUGUGGGAGGUAAGCGGAGAAAACCCACGACUUUCGGCAGAGCGUUGACUUUUACUCUUUUCACAUGAGGACUAGAGAUUUGAACCUGCGACCUUAGAAGUGAAAGGCAAGUGCGCUAACCACUUCGCCACCGAAGCCCCCUAAACCAAGCCACAACCAGGACACGGACCUGGACAGUGGCGCCGUGAGGCGCAAUGUAAUUCUGUAUUCUGUAAUUAAUGUAUUCCUGCAAGAGGGCUGAUAGUUGCAUUUUUCCCAACUGUUCCUAUUUAGGUCUAAUAAAUGAUUGUAGUUGUUGUCUGUAUUACAUAGGAGCCAUGGAUAAUUUCAAUACUUCGACAGCCGCCACAAUCGUAUCGACCACGUUCCGUUCCGACGGCGGCACGAAUAUCGACGAAGAUGCACUUCAACUGAGCGUGACAAUCGUAUUGGCAGUAUUCAUCGUCCUGUCAGUCGUAGGCAACAGUCUUGUGUGCUUUGUUUUCUACAAGCAACCAAAUCUACGACGUGUAGUUUACUAUCCAGUGAUCUCCCUGGCUAUUGCAGAUCUUCUGUGCGGAACACUGGCGAUGCCGGCGUAUAUUGCAAAGAAGCACGUUCGCGGGGGAUGGUGGGAAGGUUUCACGUGCGAUGUGUUUCGUUUCACGUAUUUCUUCACUGAGUAUGCGUCCGUGUUGAGCCUGAUGGCCAUUAGCAUCGAAAGAUACAUUGCUGUUAGCAAACCGGUUACUCACAGGUAAGCCCACUGGUCUCAAACCUACGACUGGACGGCACAUGUAUGUAUGUAUGAAUAUGUAUGUACAAUUUAUUUAAAGAUGCUAGCCUCAUCAACAGGUGUUGAUUUUCAUUAGGUCACAAACCAUAUAAAAAUAUUUACAAAUAUAUUUAAAGUAGGUGUGUCCCAUACACGAGUAUUAAUAUUAAUUACUAAUUUAGAUAUUCGUUUUAAAGGAAUAAAUUGAUUGCGCCUCUUUCGCUUCCAGAGAAAGGUACCCUUUUUUUUUGAGACACCCUAUAGUAUACAGGGUGUCUAAAAAAAGUGGACUUUAGAACGUCACGAUAUUGUUAUAAUUUGAAUGCCUGAGUCCUAUGUAGGGGAUUUUAGCCUGCAUGAGAUUUAGUUUAUAGAAACUUUUUCUCUCGUUGUUUGUUUACUACUAUAAAAGCAACAUCUGCACGGAAACGAGAACGACUUCCUCGCACGCGAUCAAAUCUCGUACUCGUUACUCCCUAUUAUCUCGUGUUUAAAACGUUCUAAACCUCAUUUAGAAAAGGCGUGGGAAGCUAUAUCUUUUAACUUACGUAGAAAAAGAUAUUUGCUUGACAAUAUAACUAAUUUAAUUAAACACGUAACGAUUUGAUUCGUGAGGAAUGGGACAGAUUUAAAAAUCUCUCCACAUUAUUAAGUAUUUGUCGCGGUAGUCGUGCUGCUUGAAAACGUACGCAGUUAAUGCUUAUAAUGUAAAAGUAUGUAGAUGGUUGCGUGCACAAUUUAGUUGUUUGUGCCAAGUUAGUUAUAAACGGACAUAGAUAUGUUAUCUCAUAUUAAGGAACCGUGGCGGGGGUUGGGUAAUAAAAAAUAUUUUCAUUAUUUUCAUGACUAAAAAGCAAUGUCACUGAACAGUCACAUGUCAAUACAAUAUGUAAAUAAAUCAAUCAGAGUCACUAUCUUGAUCAUUUUCCGGUUUGUCAGGAGGCAAAUGUUGUCUCCAAAGAAAGUACAUGUGCAGACAACACGAAAGUUUAGACUGCAGAAAAUUGCACAAACAGUUAUCAAACUCGUAUCACUGCAUGGAGUAAUAAAGGACAUGUGUGACAACGGUAAAAAUUUUUUUGACUUUUUUAUGACUUUCAACAACAUUAAAAAUUCAGAAGCAGCAUUCGGUAGUCAAAUAUGAUUGAGACGUUUGAAAUCACGAACGUGAAACUACAUUGACUACCGUUCUUGAUUUCAAGCAAGAACUGCUAACGCCAUCUAUAACGGCUCGAAUGACUUUCGGCUGGAGUGGGUGUUGUCAAAACGUCGCUUGCUCCAGCUCCCUAAAAGCUGUCAUAUUUACCAUUAACACUAUCAUAACUACUUCAUUCCUAGGACAUGGUUAACGAAGCGAAAGAUGACCGCUUUCCUGGUAGGAUCGUGGCUCGACGCCGCAAUCGUCUCCGUCCUGCCGUUCUUUUGGCGAAGAGGCACCGACGACGAACCGUGCAUUUACGAUCCGACGCGAGAAUGGAGUUUAAUGGUUAUCGGUAUGAACGUCUUCACUCCAUUUUUGAUCAUGUUGUUCUGUCAUAUUUACACAGUCAGCUUUGCGCUACGAUACUCUCGAAAACGGAAGUUGGAAUUGUUAGCAAAAGGAAACAACCCAACCAGCCCGCAGUACGAUUGGCAGCCCGCAACGGAACUGCGAGAUAAAAACACCCUAAAACGCGAACGCGAUAUAACCCGCACGCUGGGUUUGGUAGUCGGCGUUUUCGUCCUAUGCUGGGGUCCCUCGACGUUUUAUUACUUUAUCCAAAUGGUGUGCCCGCACUGCUUCAUGCCAGCGUUCAAGAGCGUCAAACCGAUAUUCAAUGCGGUCGUGAAACUGAUGACGUUUCUAAAUUCGUGCGUGAAUCCGCUCAUCUAUUACUGGUUGAAUCGCGUGCUCAGAAAUGCGUUGUACGAGUCGUUGCUUGGGAAGGAAAGGAUGAGAAAGAAGAGAGCUAAACGUGUGAGCGCCAUGAUGCAAGAAAGCACAUCUCCGACUAAAUGUCCACAUAAGGAUAGAAACAGUUGGAACACGAAGAGACUUUUAGACACGAAUGACUCGGACGAAAGAAAUUCAAAGAUUCAAACACAACUUUGAAGGGAAAUACAACCGCUGCACCAGACAGAAUUCCUGCCAUCGAAUUCACAACAUUCGAUAAAUCAUAUCCCUAGUUAUAACCCAAUUUGAAUUUUUGACAGGCUUAAAUGAACGGUUCCUAUUGGAUAGAUUUAAUAGGCAAUUCCAGCUUUUAGUUUAUGCCUGCAGGGGAUGAUGGGAAGUAAGGUAUCAUAUUACUGAUUACGCUGAAAAAUGUCAAUAAAAACUACCAAAACAACCGAAAUAUUUCAAUAUUUACAAGUAUAAGCUAUCACUCCGUGUUUACACGGCCACCAUUCUUAUUUUUUCAGCAUAGUCAGCAAUGUGAUACCUUACUUUCCAUCGUACCCUGCACGCAUAAACUAAAAGCUGGAAUUGCCUAUUGGAUAUAAGUAAUAUGAAUUUUUUUUCUGUGUUGGUGUUGUGUACUCAGGUGAAUAAUAUGUUUGCGAUGUUACUCUGAGUGCAUACCCACACCGGGCGAGCUUGAAAAAUAUGCCCGGCUACGGUGGGAUUCGAACCUACGACCUUUGGAAUACUAGCCCAAUGCUCUUCCAACUGAGCUACGCGGUCAGGACGGUUCGAGUAAGUGAUAUUUCGGAACAGUAUCUAGUUCCUUCGAUAUCAAUGUGUUCUAACCGCGUAGCUCAGUUGGAAGAGCAUUGGGCUAGUAUUCCAAAGGUCGUACGUUCGAAUCCCACCGUGGCCGGGCAUAUUUUUCAAGCUCGUCCGGUGUGGAUAUGCACUCAGAGUAACAUCGCAAACAUAGGAUAUAAGUAAUGUUUAUGCAAAGGCGGACCCAACUUGACAAGAGCGAAAAGUGGACGUAUUUCGCUUCUCGAUGUGUUUUCGGCAGUCCCUCCUUUCCCCUGGCACGCCUGGGAAGCUAAUAAACCCGCGGAAAGGAGGGACUGCUCGCAGUCUAGUGGGGCUAUAAGAGAAAGAUAAAUAAUGAUCGAACAGUAGACAACUUGCAUCCAUUUGAUCUCGCGGAACAGGCCUGGCACAAGUUGUAAAAUAGAAAUCCAUUUCUUGUUUAACAUUUAUAUUCAAUAUCUCAUCAACAGUAUUAGAUUUCUAUCUCAAAUUUGUCCCAGACAUUCAUUUCCCUGUGUAAGAUACAGACACAAAGCUUCAAACAGUUUCACAAAAGAAUCAGGGCAUGACAAGUGAUUAAAAGUACGAAACUGGAUUUCUAUUCUGUUGCUAGUCCCAGUCCUUUUGCUCACCGUCAGAUCACCUGGAUGUUAGACUAACAGGGUUCUCAAUAGAAUUUGGAGUAGGAGGCUUUUCGAAAGAAGUAAGCGGGUAUGCGGUGCCGAAGGUACCUCACCGAGGAGGGUUCGAGGACGUCUUCCCGUGAAGAUUUUUUGAAAUUUACACCAUCUGAAAUGGAAAUUCCAGCCAUUUUUGGAGUAGUUUUGUAGAUUUUGUCAUAUCCAAAUAUUUAGAAGUAUUGAAACCUUUGACAUUUCUUUGGUAAGGAAAUAUUUUGUUUUAUAAUCGGGAGAAAUAGCCGGUGAUUGUCUACGCUAUAGACGGCGAAAAUCGCCGGGUGCCGGCCUCUAUUGGGAACCCUGGUAACUAAGAGAAGGGAAUCAAACACCACAGCUAAAAAGAACAUAAUGAAAUUAGUAAAAUUGCAAAAUUUGGUUGCGAAAUGUUGCCGUGAACCUUGAAAAAUAUAAUCUUGCAAAAUUUGCAAAUUCUGUAUAUAAAUUGUUACUAUUUUCAGCUCAAACUUCGCAAGGCUAUAUUUUCCGUAUUUUACAAUUAUAUUUCGUAACCAAAUUUUUGCAAUUUUACUAAUUUUAAUAAGUUCUUUGCCUAGAUAAAAAAUUACUCUAACAUGCAAGUAUUGUUCCAGUCUCAGCUACAUACAUGUUAUAGUUCAACUGUAAUUUAUAGCGACGCAGAACGCAAUCUCGUUCCCCGAGCCUGCGAUCCUCAGGAAGGAACGCGAGGCUCUGGGAUUAUCCGUUUCAGGGAGGAAUCUGAUUGGCUGUUGAAAUGGAAUGCAUAGUUCAAUCUUAGCCAGGAUUCCUGGCUUCCGACAACGGAUUAUCCCAGAGCCUCAUGUUCCUUCCCGAGGAUCGCAAAAUCGGGGAACGAGAUUGCACAGAACGCAUCAUUUCAUUUGGAUGCGCAGUGGAGAUUCCAAAUUGGUGUAUUGUUCUAGUUUACAAAAGCAUAGAAUAGAACAACGGGGAAUCAUGGUGCAGUAGACAAAUUUGGCUAUUGUUGGCUUGUUUAUAUUUUUGCUAUUCAAUUCACAAAUUUGGAUAACUUAGUCUAGUUACUGUUUUUCUACUUUAGAAAGUCUACAAAAGCAUAGAAAAGAUACACUAGCUUUAAAUAACUAAGCUUUGUGAGUUGGCAAGUUGGAGAGUUUUCUCAUGAAUUUUACGUUUUGUCCGAUCAAAGCAUUUUAUGACCGGACAUGUGACAUCACAUCUCCAAUCUCAAAAAAUUGUUUAUUUAACAAUUUUUUAUUAAUGAAACCAACAAGAAAGCAUUAUAGACAGCACUUAUCCACUAUUUCUUGCUGCAUUAAGCUGUAAAAAUUAUAAAUCCGCAUCACCUUCGUGUACAUCAUACAUAUAGAAAUUAAAGUUAUGUAUAACCUGAACUAUAAUUUACUGACGCAUUAGGACUGGUAGAUAUAUACUAAGUUUUAGAAUUUAGAUGCAUUGCAGUACGGACUAACAUGAGCAAGCAAAAAAUAGAUCGUGCUAAUUUUCAAAAAAAAAUUGAUGUCCUACCAAUUUUUGGCUUGGCCAGACAUUUGUCCUUCCAAGUAAUAUAAUUAUUUGCAGGUCUGAAUAACUUUGAGUAUGAGCCACUAAUUGUACUCUAGGGUGUAUUCAUUAGGGCCAUUUAUACAAGCGAAAAUAAGCCGCAGCCUGAAUAAGCCGCGGGUUAAAUAAGUCACGAACGACUCGUAUAAACAGUCAAUUUGCAAUACGCGUUGUUUAUACGAGUUGUUCGCGACUUAUUUAAGCUGCUGCUUAUUUAGACUGCGGCUUAUUUUCGCUCGUGUAAAUGACCCUAUUGUCUCCUACGUUGUAAUGAAUACCUUCUGGCCAAAAGGGUUGCAGGUUCAUCUCAUUGUAACCAAUAUAAAACAAAUUUCAAAAUUAUUCAUGAAUUUGUUAAUUUGGUGCAAACUUUGGAAAAAUAUAUUUCACAUAUAUAUAUAUAUAUAUAUAUAUAUAUAUAUAUAUAUAUAUUAUCUGUGUACUAUUGGGUCAUUUCAGAAAACAAUCAUACCUCCACCACAGAAGGAAUUGGAAGUUACCCCCCAGGGCUACCUCCUUCGGAUGUCCUAAUAAAUGCAUUAUUAUCAGAAACAAAUUUUCUUCCCCGUCCUUCUCCGGAUGGCAGAAAUUUUCUCUGUGGGGGAGGUGUGUAUCUUUUCUGGAAUGACCCAUUCCUACCAAGAUGUAGAAAAUUCACAAAUGGACUUUUUUACCAUUAAAUACCACCAAUCCAAUUAGCGUCAAAACGGCUGCAAUAAUGAUAUUCCGAUUAAAUAUGUCCAUUUCAUUCGUCACAUGCCGUUUAUCGAACUGCUCUUUAAUGGCGGAAUUCCGUUUCCGUCGUUUCAUUGCUUCCUGGUUAUGUUUAAUCAUCCAGUCGUCAAAAUCAUAGACGAUCCUUUUGCCGUGGAAAUGUUGCGACUGUUGUCCUUUAUUCGCUUGCUUUGCUGCUGGCGAAGGGUUAUAAGUUAUCGAUAACCCCCGAUCGUAUUUCCGUCGGUCUGACAAAUUCCCCAGUACGUUAUAAGCUUCGUUAAUGGCGGUAAAAUAAUCAUGUGCCAUUUCAGACUCAUUUGUAUCUGGGUGAUAGAGUUUCGAAAGUUUGUAAUAUGCUUGCUUUAUCUCGUCUUGUGUCGCAUUUGGAGUCACUUUUAAAAUUGUGUAAUAGUUUUUUUCACCCGUAUUAAAUCUCAUAUUAGAGCUUAAAGUUCUGUAAAGUGUCAAAGGUACUACGCUUGCUAGCCGGUUGAUUCCAAUAUGCCUGCAUAUCUGACCAUACAUCUGCCCACAUAUAGACAUAUUUCAAACGUUUAAACCCAACUUUAAGCUGUAAAAAUUACAGUUUAAACGGAUAUUUAUCUAGUACGGUAUUUAUUUACCUUCCUUAUCCACUAUAAUGAGUUCUACGAGUCUUCAUUCUAUGUUAAAAAGACGUUUUUCACAGCCAUAAAUUUGUGUUUUGAAUCGUUUUGCAAAAUUUCGAGAUUUGGUCAGAUGAACAUGCACUACCACGG